AUGGGGAUCCAAAAACGUCGUAAGAAGAAUGCUAAUAACACCAGGGGAGGUAUAGUGAAGGCUAAGAGGCACACGAGGGAUGUCGAUCAGAUUCACGACGACUUGAAGGCCCCAGAGAAGUUCUCUACCAUGCCAGUUGAUGAGGACCUCCCCGGCCGAGGACAGCACUACUGUGUGUCUUGUGCUAAGUACUUCAUCAACGACAUCGCCUUGGUGGCCCACUUCAAGACACCCAAGCAUCGACGGAGAUUAAAGCAGGCCCUGGAUGAGCCUCACACGCAGGAAGUCGCUGAAGCAGCGGUCGGAUACGGCCGGGUCUGA
Messenger RNA from Perkinsus marinus ATCC 50983, 321 nucleotides. RefSeq names its product Bud site selection protein, putative. The record is from RefSeq and is a predicted model, not a curated record. Lineage: Eukaryota; Perkinsozoa; Perkinsida; Perkinsidae. Gene Ontology annotation, molecular function: zinc ion binding; nucleic acid binding. The transcript has 4 exons. Bases 1 to 321 code for a protein of 106 amino acids.